AUGCUCGAGCGGGUGCUCGCGCGCCUCCCGCCCGCCGGCUUCUUCCGCCUCCGCGGCGUGUCCCGGCGCUGGCGCGACGCCGCGGGGUCGCCGGCCUUCCUCGCCGCGUGCGCGCGCGUCCCCGCCCGCGACCCCUGGUUCCUCAUGCUGUCCGACUCCGACCGACAGGACGCGCGCCCGGCCACGCCGUCGCGUUCGACGCCGGCGAGGGGUCCUGGCGCGCCGCCGCGGUCCCCGGGCCCGGUGCCCGUGGCCGCCGCGGGCGGGCUCGUGCUCUACCGCGCGCCCGACACCGGCGCGCUCACCGUCGCCAACCCGCUCACCGGCGCCUCCCGCGCGCUCCCGCCCCCGCCGCCGGCCCCACUCCAGGCCGUCGCCAUGUACGGCUCGCCCUACCGCGUCGUCCUCAUCCUCGGCAAGCUCACGGACCUCUCCAUGUCCGCGUUCGACCCCUCCACCAACUCCUGGUCCGUCCCAGUCCCGCUCUCUCGCAAGCCAGACCCAGACUCACCCGCCGAUGCCAACACACCAGCCCCGCGCGGCAACAACGACGACAACGACGUAGACGCCGACGCCGACGAAGACGACGGCACGGUCUUCUUCCUGACCAAGUCCGGCACCUUCUAG
Lolium perenne is the source of this 627-nucleotide messenger RNA. NCBI's taxonomy places the organism in Eukaryota, Viridiplantae, Streptophyta, Magnoliopsida, Poales, Poaceae. The record is from RefSeq and is a predicted model, not a curated record.